AUGUCGCUCCCUCCUCCAAAGCGCAAGCGUGAUGAUGAAGAACAAGAAAUGACACAAGCCAGAUGCAAGCGCUCGCCGGAGCCUCCCAUCAUAACCAACGAGGUUGAUCUGAUGGACAUACCUGCAUUUGUGCCACAGACCAUCAGCAACGCCGAUGCUGAGAGAGCGAAAGAAGCCGCUUCUUCCGACCCGAUUGUGCAGCUAUCGGACGAAGACCUUGAGAACGUGGCCGUGAUCCGUCGGCAGCGCCCAUCCGCUAAGCAGUACGAGGCCACGAUCGAGACCUUUAUCGAGCAGGCUAUGAGAAAGCAGUUCUUGCUCGAACCAGACCAUGGGCCGCUUGCAGCAAUGGCAUACUUUGACAACAUCAGAGCUGCCGCCUUGGACAAGGGCGCAAUGCAGGAGUCGGCGGAACAAACGUGUUCUUGGCUGGUCGUUGGCUGGCAGAAGAGAGUUGCCGCUUGGGCCUUGCUGAUUACGGGGCUCGUGAUCGAUAGGCUCGGACGUUCAAUCAGAUCUCUCUCAGAACUGCAAGACAUCAGCUGCGACAUCGCGACCAAUGCCGAACAAGCAGGUGGUAUCCGCACUAAUGAUCGCCUCGCACGAAGUCUGUUCGAGUGCAUCGAUGACUUCCAGCACGAGACUAUUGAUGGCACAAGAACGCUACCUCCCAGCCCACCACAGUCUUUCGGCCGAGAGGUGUCUCAAAGUGGAAGCCUUCUUGGCCCUCUGCUGGAGCAUCUCAAGGAUGAUGCAGAAGCAUACGGUGGUCACGAGCAGCAAGUCCACCCUACCACGCCCUCGAUUGGCACUCAACAGCAGAUUAAUGCCCAGCUGACGACUCACUGA
Molecule: messenger RNA, 849 nt
Organism: Recurvomyces mirabilis
Lineage: Eukaryota; Fungi; Ascomycota; Dothideomycetes; Mycosphaerellales; Teratosphaeriaceae
Exons: 2
Coding region: 1-849 (282 amino acids)
Source: RefSeq, a predicted model, not a curated record